This is a messenger RNA of Penicillium egyptiacum, 1548 nucleotides long. The record is from the annotation of a GenBank genome assembly. Lineage: Eukaryota; Fungi; Ascomycota; Eurotiomycetes; Eurotiales; Aspergillaceae.
AUGACUCAUACCGUGCCACAAGUAAGUCAAGGACUCGGUUUCGUAUCACUCUGGAAUAAGAAUUCCAAGGUUAAUGUGUGGCUUCAGUUGAAAGACAAGUCUUUGUUCAUUGGAAAAUGCCACAUCGACAGUGAAUGGGUUGAGGCUCAAUCGGGAAAGACCUUUGAGGUCAUUGAUCCAGCCACCAGCAAAGUCAUCGGAACGUGCCCGGAAUUCAACGCAAAAGAUACCGAGAGAGCCAUCCAGGCAGCUUCGGAUGCAUUCCCUUUAUUUCGUAAGACGCUGGUACGCGAAAGGUCUCGACUGCUGAGGCGUUGGAAUGACCUCAUUCUGCAAAACUUGGACGACUUGGCGACCUUGAUGACUUGGGAGAAUGGGAAACCGUUUACCGAGGCCCAAGGCGAGGUCAAGUACGCUGCAGCUUUCAUUGAAUGGUUUAGCGAGGAAGCCCCCCGCUUAUACGCCGAUACGAUUCCUGUAUCCGUUCCUGGCAGCCGAGUUUUAACAAUUAAGGAGCCUGUGGGUGUGUGCGGCUUGAUCACUCCGUGGAACUUCCCUGCAGCCAUGAUCACCCGUAAGAUCGGCCCGGCAUUGGCGGCUGGCUGUACGGUUGUCGCGAAAAGCCCCGGGGAGACUCCAUUCACUGCCAAUGCCCUUGCGGAACUAGCCGUUCGAGCGGGUAUUCCUAAAGGUGUGAUAAACAUCGUGACUGCGCUGGAGAAUACCUCUGAGGUCGGCCAGACUCUCACCACUCAUCCGGAUAUCAAGAAGGUCUCAUUUACGGGCUCGACCCGUGUGGGUAGACUCCUAAUGGGACAGGCCUCUGCUAGUGUGAAGCGGGUCUCUUGGGAACUUGGCGGCAAUGCUCCGUUCAUUGUCUUUGAUGACGUGGAAGAUAUCGAUACCGCAGUUGCUGGCGCUCUUGCCUCGAAGUUCCGAGGUACUGGACAAACCUGCGUCUGCGCUAAUCGAAUCUACAUCCACCGAUCCCGCUAUGAAGCCUUUGCGGACCUACUUGUCAAGCGCAUCAAGAACUUCAAGGUCGGACCUGGAUUCGCUGAGGGUGUCACCCAUGGGCCUCUCAUUCAUCCUGCAGCUGCACAAAGGGUUGGCGAUCACGUUGCCGACGCUAAAUCUAAAGGUGCUCGUGUCCUUCUAGGUGGGAACCCAAUGAAUGAACUAGGGCCAACCUUCUUUCAGCCUACGGUCUUAGCUGAUAUGACCCAUGAUAUGCGCAUUGCCUAUGAAGAAACGUUUGGGCCCGUGGCAGCCCUAUUCCCCUUCGAUACUGAGGAAGAGGUGAUCCAGCUAGCCAACCGCUGCGAAGUUGGCCUAGCGGCGUAUAUCUUCAGUGAUAACAUCAGAAGAGUCUUCCGCGUGGCGGAAGCUCUCGAGGCUGGUAUGGUGGGUGCCAACACUGGCUCUGUCAGUGAUGUCGCUGCUCCAUUUGGUGGUGUGAAACAGAGCGGUUUCGGCCGCGAAGGAAGCAAGUAUGGAAUCGAGGGAUUUGUGAAUGUCAAGAGCAUCACCUUGGGUGGAAUAUUCUAA